AUGGCGAGCUUCGCAAGAGGCUUCCGCCUCGUCCACAGCCCUUGGGCCACCUUGACUCCACGAACUCUUCUCCCAGACGUCUCCUCCGCCCAGUCCCGACUCUUUACAACUUCACUUCGACUACGAGCAUCUACAGCGCCGAAACCUCAACCUAAGCUCCGUAAAGACAUCACCCCGAAACCGACAGCGAGCCAAUCGAGUUCUUCUCCACUUCCCUCAGCUUCAGCAGCUCCCAGCCGAUAUGCCUUUGUCAAGAACUUGGCGUCAAAACCUACACCAACCCUGUUGUACGAGGCGCCCUCACAUUUCUGGUUCUACUUUGGAUGCUGGUCGAGCGGUUUGACCAUCAUCACUUGGACGGUGCUGACGGGCCCGACUGCCGUUCAGCAGCCAGAAGGCGUCCCGGUGUGGGUUGGCUAUACUCUUGGAGCCUCGUAUGCCCUGCUUGGAGCCAUGGGCUUCUAUCUGCUUUCCAAGACUCCCAAUAUCGUUAGCAGUAUCCGUGUGCUGCCACCAGUUCAAGCGGCCGGCCAGACUACUGCGCGACCAGGAAUAGCGUCUGCCGUGCCCCAGCUCGAAGUCAAGGUCAAGCGCAUGUUUCCGAUUCUGAACCCCAAGGUCAUUACGACACCACUAGAUAAUGUCGCACUUAAAACUCGAUUCUCGCUUCCAAGCGAGUAUGUUCCGGAGCUGAGACGAAUGGAGAUGCAGCUUGAAGAGGAGGCUCGUAAGAGGGCAUUAUGGAAAUUUGACACCGAGCAUCUCCUCACUAUGCCUUUCAGGAGGAUUGGCCGUGCGUUUAAGAAUAUGUUUAAUGGAGUAAGAGCAGCAUGGACCGAUGUGGGAUACGGCAUCAUCAAGGUGGACGGGAAGCAGUACAAAGUGGACGUUACAAGAGGAUAUGCCCACGAUGGGUUCCGAACGUUGGAGCGUAUUGUAAACAUCGGUUUCAAAUGA
Trichoderma gamsii is the source of this 957-nucleotide messenger RNA. RefSeq lists its product as hypothetical. The transcript has a single exon. The record is from RefSeq and is a predicted model, not a curated record. Bases 1 to 957 code for a protein of 318 amino acids. NCBI's taxonomy places the organism in Eukaryota, Fungi, Ascomycota, Sordariomycetes, Hypocreales, Hypocreaceae.